AUAAUUCUUAAUUUUCACAAAUAAUUAUAUAACUUAUUAAUAUAGUAAUGCAUGAAUGAUUAAAAUAUAAUAUUUUUGAUACCCAAUGUACAUUAAUACUGAACGAAGUUAUUACUGAAAUGCAAGAUAUGUGUGAAUGUUAUCUAUUAUGUUAUCUAUAUCUUUUUGGGUUAUAUUAUAAUUUCAUAUAAUUUUUAUAUUAUGAAACGUAUUUUUUCGAUUUGGAAAAACAAUUUUAUAAAAUAAUUAUGGCAUCACUCAGUGCUUAUCGGAGAUUAAUGUUAAAAAUCGCUUCGGUUUUACCCGAGAGAUUUCGCGCCGCGUUUUUGCAUCCUGCAGGUAAGAUUUUGCCUAAUAAAAAUUUAUUUGAGAAAAAAAAGUUCGUUUCAAAAUUCAUCGAACAAUAUGAUUCAAGAAAAAAUUAUUUAUUAGGUCCAACCACAGUAUUCUUUUGGGCGCCAACGUUUAAAUGGGGUCUUGUUAUAGCAGGUAUAGGAGAUCUUAACAGACCCGCCGAUACGAUUUCUGUCAGUCAAACCGCGGCUCUCAUGCUUACGGGCGCUAUAUGGUCUAGAUAUUCAAUGGUAAUCAUACCAAAGAAUUAUAAUUUACUCAGCGUCAAUUUAUUCGUCUGUGCUACGGGAGCAUAUAAUUGCGUCAGAGGAUUAUUAUAUCAAAUAAAGCAGAAAUAGAUGCUAACAGUACGCAGAUCGUGGAAUGAUCGAG
Monomorium pharaonis (pharaoh ant) is the source of this 726-nucleotide messenger RNA. Its product is annotated as mitochondrial pyruvate carrier 2-like. The record is from RefSeq and is a predicted model, not a curated record. The coding region runs from base 249 to 692 and encodes 147 amino acids. Gene Ontology annotation, biological process: pyruvate import into mitochondria. Gene Ontology annotation, molecular function: pyruvate transmembrane transporter activity. Lineage: Eukaryota; Metazoa; Arthropoda; Insecta; Hymenoptera; Formicidae. The transcript is spliced from 2 exons. Gene Ontology annotation, cellular component: mitochondrial inner membrane.